Molecule: messenger RNA, 1400 nt
Organism: Lotus japonicus
Lineage: Eukaryota; Viridiplantae; Streptophyta; Magnoliopsida; Fabales; Fabaceae
Exons: 2
Coding region: 135-1142 (335 amino acids)
Cellular component (GO): cytoplasm
Source: RefSeq, a predicted model, not a curated record
CGGUCCGGUCCGGUCCGAGUUUAAUAACACUCACAGCACAGCAGCCCUAAUUUCAAUUUCUCUCAAACUCUUCCUUCACCGCCGUUGACGACCUCUCUCUUCCGUGUUAACAUAAUUCAACAAAGGAUCGAAAUAUGAAAGAGGACGAGGUGAAUCGAUGCCAGAUUCAAGAAUGGUUCCCAAAGUUCAAAUCUGUAUCUAUCAAGACCAUAAUUCAUCAACUACCUGAAUCUUUUAUUCAGUACCUUCUUGAUGACACUGGGCCCUUCCUGCUGCCUCAAUCUGUCUUAAAUGAAGAUGCAUUUCCCAACAGAAUUCAUAAUCCCGUUGACGAACAAGAUUUUCAGGUGUUAGAGGGAUCUGAUGAUGAAGCAGAUGAAACUUCUCCACCACCUUCAUUUCCAGAACUUGAGUUGAAAGUUAAAGAAUCCAUCGUGGCCCUUGGGGGUGCAGUUUUCCCCAAGUUGAAUUGGAGCGGCCCAAAAGAUUCAGCUUGGAUGAGUACUACUGGUACCCUUUGCUGCACCAAUUUCAGUGAGAUUGCACUUCUUUUUCGAUCAUCUGACUCGUUGGUCCAUGACUUGUGCCAUGCUUAUGAUUCCUGCCAGGAUAAAUCUUCAUCUAGACCCCAGAAUUUCUUUCUUGCUCUCCGUAAAUGGUAUCCAUCUCUCAAGCCAGACAUGGAAUUUCGUUGUUUUGUACGCGAGCAGAAACUAGUUGGAAUUUCUCAGCGAGAGGUUACUACUUUUUAUCCAAUUCUGCUUGAAAAGAAAAAUGAUCUCUUAUUACUGAUGCAAGGAUUUUUCAACAAUUAUGUGAGAACUAGAUUUGAGUCAGAAAACUACACAUUUGAUGUUUACAUUACAAAGGACGAGAGAGUUAAGGUUGUGGAUUUCAACCCUUGGGCCUCCUUUACAUUGUCAUUGUUGUUCACAUGGGAUGAAUUAGAGGUUAUCAAUGGUGAAGGAGAUGAUGUGGAGUUCAGAAUUGUGGAAGAUCGUUGUGGUGUUAGGCCAGGCCUUAAAACAGCUGUACCAUAUGAUUACUUGGACACCAGUGCAGGGAGUGGUUGGGAUCAGUUUCUAAGGAACGCAGAUGAAGAAUUAAGACGACAAACCAGGUCUCCAGAAGCUGGCGCAUGAUAGUAAGAUGCUGGUUCUCUGUUAACUUUGAGAUAGCUAAUGGAAAAACAUGUUUUUGUUUUAAAAAACUUUUGGGCUUUUUGACAAUGAUAGGGAAAGCUUAUCAUUAAAAUAAUUCUACCCAAUUUAGGAUGUAUUUUUCUUGAUUUCUUCACAUAAACUAGUUGGCGGACUAUUACUACUGUCUAAUAUUUUACCUUUGCUUCAUGUCCAUCUCUUCUGUUUUAAUAAAAAUUUAACCAUUAAUUACUGUGUUAA